AUGGCAUCCUCACAAGCCGGUGGCGGCGCCGGAGGUGGACGCAAAGUCGCGAUCGUGACGGGUGGAGCAAGCGGCAUCGGCCUGUCCAUGACCAAAUACUUUGCAUCGGAAGGGUACGCGGUCGUGAUUUUCGACGUGAACAGCGCAUCCGGCGCAUCCGUAGCAGAGAGCGUGGCCGCCGAGUCACCCAAGGCUACCGUCUCGUUCAAGCAGACCGACGUCUCAUCAUGGGAGACACUAUCAGCCACCUUUGAGGAAGUGUACAAGGAGCAAGGACGGAUCGAUGUGGUGAUGGCAAAUGCGGGCAUCUCAGAGCAAGGCUCGAGCAGCCUGGUCACGUUGGGGGAAGAAAAGCCUUCGAAACCGAACCUCAAAGUGUUGGAUGUCAACCUGUUCGGAGCAAUCUACUCCGUAAAACUGGCGGUACACUAUAUUCAGAAGAAUGAGGUCGACUCGGCUACCAACUCGAGAGGCUUGAUCGUUGUCACUUCUUCCAAUGCUGGGCUCUAUCCUCUACCAGUAGCCCCGAUGUACUCAGCUUCCAAGUUCGGCGUGAUCGGCCUAGUCCGAUCCCUGGCGCUGCCCCUUGAGAGGGUCAAGAUCCGAGUGAAUGCUCUCGCGCCUGCUGUCCUAGAGACGAAUAUCGCGCCAUCCAAGUCGUUGUUCGCCGACAUGAUCUUGACGCCCAUGUCAACCCUCGUGAACGGUGUGCGAAAGUUUGUCGAGAACCCGUCAUUAUCCGGAGAGGUGGCUGAGAUUCACGGCGACAACGUCACGCUGAGACCACCGCACGAAGUCGUGGACGAGGACAGCCAGAAGAACUUGGACAAUUUCUGGGCACUGGGGUUUGCGUAA
This is a messenger RNA of Thyridium curvatum, 855 nucleotides long. RefSeq lists its product as uncharacterized. The transcript has 3 exons. Gene Ontology annotation, molecular function: oxidoreductase activity, acting on the CH-OH group of donors, NAD or NADP as acceptor. Gene Ontology annotation, cellular component: cytoplasm. The record is from RefSeq and is a predicted model, not a curated record. Lineage: Eukaryota; Fungi; Ascomycota; Sordariomycetes; Thyridiales; Thyridiaceae. Bases 1 to 855 code for a protein of 284 amino acids.